Trichomonas vaginalis G3 is the source of this 93-nucleotide messenger RNA. Its product is annotated as protein of unknown function, DUF4106 family. Lineage: Eukaryota; Parabasalia; Trichomonadida; Trichomonadidae. The annotation marks the transcript as partial. The record is from RefSeq and is a predicted model, not a curated record. The transcript has a single exon.
AUGCCACGUAAGCUACGUAAGAAUAUACGUAAGAGGAAGGGAGCAUUGAAACAUCCAAUAGUAAAACUGACACCACAACAACAGUUGCAACAA